Molecule: messenger RNA, 1158 nt
Organism: Lolium rigidum
Lineage: Eukaryota; Viridiplantae; Streptophyta; Magnoliopsida; Poales; Poaceae
Product: protein OSB1, mitochondrial-like
Exons: 4
Coding region: 1-882 (293 amino acids)
Biological process (GO): positive regulation of helicase activity; mitochondrial DNA replication
Cellular component (GO): mitochondrial nucleoid
Molecular function (GO): single-stranded DNA binding
Source: RefSeq, a predicted model, not a curated record
AUGCUGCGCUCCCUCGCCGCCGCCGCGCGUUGGCCGGCGGCCGCCGCUCGUCGACGCCUCCUCCACCUUGGAAGAGGCGUCGGCCCUGGAGAAGAGGUCGAGAGCGUGGCUUACCGCAUGUCGAUGCUGCGGGCUCCUCCUGUCGUGCGGAAGAGCGCGAUUAUUUCCCCUAACUCGUGCAGCCUCAUCGGCCGCCUCGACGCGCCGGUGCGGCCUUACCGCGACAGCUCCGAAGAGGAACCGAGGGCUUACACCUUCCUCUCCGUUACUCCCUCGUCCUCGUCCUCAUCGAGCUCUUACGGCUUCAGGGUGACACUGCAGUUGGACGGCAAUCUGGCAAAUGUAUGCCUGAAGCAUUUGAAGCACAAUGACCUUGUAUAUGUAUCUGGUUUCCUGAACUCUUAUGCUAAAUUCAGUGAAACUGGUGAACGGGAUAUCUACUAUAAGAUUCACGUCAAGGAGCUAAAUUAUGUUCUCGAUCACAACAAGAAGGAGGUGGAUGAUAAAGACGCAGGAGAUCCUACAUCUACCUCAUCUGCCAGUACUGAAAUACUUGAAGAAAACAAGUACAAAGACCGGCUUCGCUUGUGGCAAGUCUUCUUUGCCAGCCCUUACGAGUGGUGGGACAACCGGCAACACAAACGAUAUGUCACGAGCCCUGAUUUCAAACACAAGGACACUCAUGAGAAGCUAUGGCUUCAACCAGAUGAUCCUCCUUGGGUAAGAAAACAGAUUGAAUUGAUUGAUCAGCAAACAGCAGAGAUUGGUCACAGGGAUGGCAGAGGGCGCUUGACAAACCCUAGAUGGAACGCUCAAGAUUUCGACUACUCUGAUGACUGGCAGGAUGAUGAGCAAGAAACACGGCGUCAGGCCAAUGGAUGACUGAUUUCUGCAAGAUGACUGACAAGGCCGGUAUCCUGCACUAGUUGCCUUGCUUGACUGUAAAACUGACUAAAGUGUGUGUAUAUGGAUGGUAGAGAAAUCGAUCACUAGAAUUUUCAGACGAUUUGGAACUGGUCCUACUGGGUGAAUAGUGUGGGUUGUGCUUCAUGUACGUGUCGUGCUGACAUGGAGCAAAUUUGCGAGUCUUCAAUUUGUUUGCACAUACAUGUCGUGCUGACAUGGAGCAAAUUUGUGAGUCGCACCAAUUUGCGGUUA